Messenger RNA from Grammomys surdaster, 2094 nucleotides. It is a transcript of the gene Tns4, whose product is annotated as tensin 4. Gene Ontology annotation, molecular function: protein binding. The coding region runs from base 1 to 2094 and encodes 697 amino acids. The transcript is spliced from 12 exons. NCBI's taxonomy places the organism in Eukaryota, Metazoa, Chordata, Mammalia, Rodentia, Muridae. The record is from RefSeq and is a predicted model, not a curated record.
AUGUCCAGCUCCCUGCUGGCUGGAGGUCAUGUGGUCAGCCUGACUCCCCACGAGGAAUCCAGGAUGGCCCUGCACCCAACCCCCAGCCCUGGCCUCCCAGCCCUGUGUCCUUACUACACCACAGAGAGCUGGGGAACCCAGCCUCUGAUGGCCCCCACGCUCUGCAAAGGCAGCUCCAACAGGCUCCAGCAGGUCCAGCAAGCUGAGGCCAAAGCUCACAGCCUCCUUCAAUGCCCUGGGGAGCAGGCCUCAGGGGGCUCGCAGGAUCUGGACUCUUGCAUUGACUUCUCACUGGAGGCCCUCAACCAGAUGAUCCUUGAGCUAGACCCCACCUUCCAGUUGCUUCCCUCUGGGAUUGCUGGUCCCCAGGCUGAGUCUGCCAACAGUAUCACUUCAAGGAACAAGAAGGAGGAACCUGAAGCCUUAGAUAUAAAGUACAUCGAAGUGACCUCCACCAGAUCAAGAUGCCUUGACGGUCCCCAACGCUGCUCCAGCCCAUGUGUCACCCCACCAUUUGGCUCCCCACGCAGUGGUGGCCUCUUCCUCUCCAGGGACAUCCCCCGAGAGACUCGAAGCAGCAGCAGCAGCGAGAGCCUCAUCUUCUCUGGGAACCAGGGAAGGGGUCCCUCUCCCCACACUCCUUCUUCCCUUAGCAGUUCCAUCCCUUGCCGGGAGAGCAGGGCCUCAGGCUCCCCACUGGCAACUCCUCCAGGUUGGGAGAAAGGGCUGAGAGCCCCACAUCGGGGCAGCAGGGUCUCUAUGCUGUCGGCCAGCCCUGUAUCAGAUGUCAGCUAUGUGUUUGGAAGCAAUCAGUCCCUCCCCCACUCAAGCUUCUCCAGCUAUCCAUCAUCUUCUAGAUCCUUGGGAAGUCCAGCCAGCUCAUCUUCCAGCCUCCACAGCCUGGACCGAGGGUCCCAGUGUGUGAGACCUAGUGAUGCCCAGGCUCCUCGUAACCCCGUACUGGGCAUGGGCCAGCCCCAAGCAGUCCAGUCUACUCCAGUGGCUAAAGAGCAGGCGAGUAGCUGCCCCCCGUCUGUCACCAACUCCAUAGUGGACAUACCUAUCGUGCUUAUCAAUGGGAGCCCAGAACCACAGUCUCCCCCAGCCCAGCGGACGCCAGGACACCAAGACUCUGUCCAGCCUAGGGCUACAUCUCCCGGCCACCUCUCUCAGGCCACCAAGAGCCACAGCAAGACUCUGCCGGAUGUUCCUCCCACUGCAUCUCCAGAAGGUCCUGCCAAGGAUAUGCAGCCCACCAUGAAAUUCGUGAUGGACACAUCCAAGUACUGGUUUAAGCCAAGCAUCACUCGAGAGCAAGCAAUCAACCUGCUGAGGACGGAGAAGCCGGGUGCCUUUGUCAUCAGGGACAGUUCCUCCUACCGAGGCUCCUUCGGCCUUGCCCUGAAGGUACAGGAGACUCCAGCAUCUGCUCCAAACCGACCGGGUGAAGACAGCACUGACUUUAUCCGUCACUUUCUGAUCGAGUCUUCAGCUAAAGGGGUGCAUCUGAAAGGAGCAGAUGAGGAGCCCUACUUUGGGAGCCUCUCUGCCUUCGUGUGCCAGCACUCCAUCAUGGCCCUGGCCCUGCCCUGCAAACUCACCAUCCCACAGAAAGAACUGGGAGGUGCAGAAGCAGCAUCAGACUCCCCCACACAUGGCCAGACCUCUUGCCUGAAGAUAUCAGCUGGUUGCCACACGCUGUACCUGAGCUCUGUGAGUGUGGAGACCCUGAGCGGAGCCCUGGCUGUGCAGAAGGCUAUCUCAACCAUGUUGGAGAGAGAUGUUCUCCCCACACCCACUGUCGUCCACUUCAAAGUCACUGAACAGGGCAUCACUCUGACAGAUAUCCAAAGGAAGGUGUUCUUCCGACGGCACUACCCACUCAUUGCCCUCCGCUUCUGUGGAAUGGACCCCGAGCAACGGAAGUGGCAGAAAUACUGCAAGCCUUCCAGGAUCUUUGGGUUUGUGGCCAAGAGCCAGACAGAGCCACAAGAGAACGCGUGCCACCUCUUCGCAGAAUACGAUGCGGUCCAGCCAGCUUCCCAGGUCAUCAGCCUGGUGACUGCUCUGCUUCAGGACACAGAAAGGAUGUAG